AUGGCAGCCGGCAUAAUCGUGCCGCUGAGGCGGCCCUCACGUAGUCUUCAGGAACAACAAGACCUUACCAGUGCCGUCAUAUCGCAAAGUGAAUCACAACUCACGAGUCUCCCUUUCGAGAUCCGGCUGCAAAUAUGGGAACACUUGUUCAGCUCUGACACCUAUGUCGGUACGAACGUCCUCUCGCUGGCCGCUCUGGCACGCGAUCCGCUUCUUUCGCCGCUCUUCGCUUGCAAGCAAAUGUUCAAAGAAAUCGGCGCAAUCAUACCAUCAUCCAUCUUCAUCGGCUUGCGUCGAACACCUUACACUGGGUACAGCUUCCCCAAAUUGCACGAGCUUGGUGCCUACACUUUACUCCUCCCAGAAGAUCUGAGAGGAAGCAGAAAGCUGUGCCUCAGCACCUACCCGUCGGCGGGCGUAGGACACUGCAACUCGACAGUGCCUGAUCUGUCGAGGUUCAUAUCUCAGUUCAAAGACCUCCGUGUGCUCAAAUGGGUUCCUCAACUGGGCUCGGGCUGGCCUAAUCCACGCCUGAUGUGCAUCAAAGGGCGGUCGCAUUUCCAGCACAUAAAGUAUAAGUGUUGGCACAAGAUCCUGACGGGCGUUGACGAGGACGAUCCGGGCGUACCGGUUCCUCAGAACCCGAAGAAGAUUUGCGACGCGUUGAGUCUGAUUCUUCGCGAGCCAGCAAUGCACUGGCCGAUGCAUAAAUUUGGCUUACUCCGAGAAGUCGCAGGUACGUUGCAGGGGGCUUCUCAAAGCCAUAUGUGCCAGUAUCUCGUCGAACUGCGCCUGCCUGUCGGCGAUUACAAGUCCCCUCCACCACGGCUGAAUCUUGCGUAUGGCGAUCUCGAUAAUUGGAUGGUACUGACAGCAGAUGUCUCGACGUUUGAGUUCGAGUUGAACUACCUUGGACAGACAUGGCAGAUAGAUUGCAGGAAGUAUGGCUCCAGGAAGUUUCUCAAUAUUCUGCAGAACAGGUUCGCUUUGCGUUAUAUCUAG
Cyphellophora attinorum is the source of this 1002-nucleotide messenger RNA. RefSeq lists its product as uncharacterized. The transcript has 2 exons. NCBI's taxonomy places the organism in Eukaryota, Fungi, Ascomycota, Eurotiomycetes, Chaetothyriales, Cyphellophoraceae. The record is from RefSeq and is a predicted model, not a curated record. The coding region runs from base 1 to 1002 and encodes 333 amino acids.